AGCCGGAAGUGCGUGUCAUAGCCUCGUCUCAUAUCCGGUUUUCAUCUCUGGAUCUUGAAUUUUACUCUUGCUUGUAUGAACUCGCUGCCUAACGAUGCUUGUUUCUGGAGUCAGUUUUUCUCGGGGGAUUUGACCGCAGCCUGGCGUUCAGAAAAGUUAGAGUUGAUGAGCGUUUCCAUUCCAAAAAGUAAUCUGAUUACUCCUGGCUGAGCUCUGCUUGCUUUGCUGUUGCUGAACCUUCAUCCUCUGCCUCCGAAAUGAUGGACUUUGACAACAUCCUGAACAUCGCGUCUCAGAACCAGGGACUCAGCAGUGUUCAGAGAAGAUACAGUUUGGAAACGGGACCCCCCAAGAAGGACCCCAAGUCCAAAGGUGUGAAUCCGGCUGCGGUUCAGGCGCUGCUGAAGAAACGGACCAAAGAGAGCAAACUGAAAGAAAUGGAGAUGAAAAAGCAGAAGCAGGAUCUUCUGGCCAAGAGGGUGGAGUUGAAGUCGGAUCGGAAAGCUCGAGCCAUGGCCUCCAGGACGAAGGACAACUUCAAAGGUUACAACGGCAUUCCCAUGGUGGACGGUCCCAAAAAGAGGACGUCUAAAGCCGAGAGGCAGGACGACGAUCUCCAACAGGUGCCGGGGUUUCAGAAUAACUCUGCUGACCCCGAUGACGAGGAUAAUUAUGAGUACGAGCAAACCGAUUCAGAGGAGGAGCCGGAGCCGCCGAGACCAGGGAGGCCUGCAGAGGUUCUCGGGAGCAGCAGAAAGUUCCCUGCAAAGCCCAGUGGACCUUCCAGACCUUCUGCUCCCCCCGUCAUGAACUUUGCCGACUUGCUGAAGCUGGCAGAGAAGAAACAGUUUGAACCCGUUGAAGUGAAACCCAAAGCAGUGAAGAAAGACGAGCGUCUCCACACGGCCAGCGAGAUCCGGGAGAUGGAGAUGGAACGCAAAGCCAAGGGACUGGACAAAGCCAAAGACGUGAAGUCAGAACGGGACGUCCGGUCCCAGUCCAGUUCCGGUUUGGUGAGGAAAAACCCUUCAGAUAAGGAGCAGAAGGUCAGCAGACCCCACAAGAGCUCUGAAGAGAAACGGGGACCCCCCAUCAGAGCAGGUCGGAAGGAGCUCGCGUCGUCUUCAACCACCAGAAGCUUUUCUUCCCCCUCCCUUCAUGAAAGAGACCCAGUCAAGGCGUCUCGCAUCAACGAACACAGAGCAAAGCCAGGCUUGACCUCAGCUGCUGCAAGUAAAGGUCCUGCAAGAACGCCAUCGUCUCAGGUCUCUAAACCCCCAGAACCCAAACCCCCAUCCAGUCAGAAAUCCGGCUCCUCCAGCGACCUCGGCUUCAGGAAGGGGAACCCAUCCCUGCUUCAGAAAGGAGGAAGCCGACCGUCUAGUGCAGCUGGUGUAGGUCCAAAGCCUCAGCCCGGGAGCUCCCAGCAGAUCAGAACCUCUCAGGGUGGACCCGCUAAGCCGGGACCAGCAGGCCGACCCAUAAAAUCUGCUAAAGAAAGAGAACUCCCAAACCCUGGAAUUUCUCCUGGAGUCAGAUCAAGCAGCAACUCAACGAUGAGACUUCCUGCAGGCGUUCCUCCUCGGACAGGGGGCCAGCCUCAGGGGAGGCCUGGAACAGUCCCACAGCUGAGACCAGGAGGUGGCCACCCUGGAGCCGCUGGGUCUCGGCCCGGUAGACCUGGAGGGCAGGUUCCAGGGCGACCAGAUGCCGGCUCAGGGCCUGCAAGACCCAGAUGCACCGUAGUGUCGGAAACCAUCUCCUCUAAGAACUUUGGUGGACCCAGAGUGGGAGCCCUGGCCCAGUCCGGUGUGCCGAACAGGCCGGGGAUGGGACCUCGACCGGGGAUGGGACCUCGACCGGGGAUGGGACCUCGACCGGGGAUGAUGCCGAGACCAGGAAUGCCACCCAGACCACCUGGACCGAUGCUGCCGCCCAUCACAUCUGCUUACAAGAGGAAAUAUGAGGAGGAGGAGGAGGAAUACGACUCUGAGAUGGACGAUUUCAUUGAUGACGGCGGCGAGGAACAGGAGGAGAUCUCCAGACAUAUCAAGGAGAUCUUUGGAUACGAUAGAACCAGAUACAAAGACGAGAGCGAUUACGCCCUGAAGUUCAUGGAGAGCAGCUGGAAAGACAUGCAGAAGGAAGAAGCACGAAGCCUCAGAAUGGCCGUUCAGGAGGACCUGGAGGAGGAGAAGAAGGAAGAAGAGGAGAUGAAGAAGAAAGCCAAGAGGAAAAAGCCCAGCUGAAGCUGAUCCUGUCGCAGGAUGAAGAUGAAGAGAAGGGAAGGAGGACCGCCGCCCACACCAGGACCAGGCUCCGCCCCCGCCGGCCUCCCUGAGGAUUUGACCCGGAAGACAGAGACUGAAUUCAAAUGAAAGAUAUGGAUGCAGAAGACACUAGUAUAUAUGACAGAAGCUCUUAGAUAGUAUUUAUUUUCUCCUAGAGUCUAACCUUCAGCCCGACCCGAACAUCCACAGAUCUUUGGUUCCGACACGCAGCAGAAAUCUGCUCAGUUCUGGGUUUUCUCCUUUUCUAUCACAAACCACAUUUUUCUCCAAACUGAGGAAAAACAUUUGAAAAGUUGAAAUGACUUUGACGGAGAACUUCAUUAAAGUGUCUGCGUUUGGA
Oryzias latipes (Japanese medaka) is the source of this 2631-nucleotide messenger RNA. It is a transcript of the gene spty2d1, whose product is annotated as SPT2 chromatin protein domain containing 1. Gene Ontology annotation, molecular function: DNA binding; histone binding. Gene Ontology annotation, cellular component: nucleolus. NCBI's taxonomy places the organism in Eukaryota, Metazoa, Chordata, Actinopteri, Beloniformes, Adrianichthyidae. The record is from RefSeq and is a predicted model, not a curated record. Gene Ontology annotation, biological process: nucleosome assembly; transcription by RNA polymerase I.